Messenger RNA from Odobenus rosmarus divergens (Pacific walrus), 1485 nucleotides. RefSeq names its product G protein-coupled receptor 52 (gene GPR52). The coding region runs from base 37 to 1122 and encodes 361 amino acids. Lineage: Eukaryota; Metazoa; Chordata; Mammalia; Carnivora; Odobenidae. The record is from RefSeq and is a predicted model, not a curated record. Gene Ontology annotation, biological process: G protein-coupled receptor signaling pathway. Gene Ontology annotation, molecular function: G protein-coupled receptor activity. Gene Ontology annotation, cellular component: membrane. The transcript has a single exon.
UGGAACCAAGGCUACCCGUUUCCUUAAUUCCAAGCCAUGAAUGAAUCCAGGUGGACUGAAUGGAGCAUCCUGAACAUGAGCAGUGGCAUUGUGAAUGUGUCUGAACGUCACUCCUGCCCACUUGGAUUUGGCUACUACAGUGCAGUGGAUGUGUGCAUCUUUGAGACCGUUGUUAUUGUCUUGCUGACAUUUCUAAUCAUUGCUGGGAAUUUAACGGUCAUCUUUGUCUUUCACUGUGCUCCACUCCUGCACCAUUAUACUACCAGCUACUUUAUUCAGACAAUGGCAUAUGCUGAUCUUUUCGUUGGAGUUAGCUGCUUGGUUCCUACUCUCUCACUUCUUCACUACUCCACAGGUAUCCAUGAGUCAUUGACUUGCCAGGUUUUUGGAUAUAUCAUCUCCGUUCUAAAAAGUGUUUCUAUGGCAUGUCUUGCUUGCAUAAGUGUGGAUCGCUAUCUUGCAAUAACCAAGCCUCUUUCCUACAAUCAACUGGUCACCCCUUGUCGCCUGAGAAUUUGCAUUAUUUUAAUCUGGAUCUAUUCUUGCCUAAUUUUCUUGCCUUCUUUUUUUGGCUGGGGGAAACCAGGGUACCACGGCGACAUUUUUGAAUGGUGUGCCACCUCCUGGCUCACCAGUGCCUAUUUUACUGGCUUUAUUGUUUGUUUACUUUAUGCUCCUGCUGCCUUUGUUGUCUGCUUCACUUACUUCCACAUCUUCAAAAUUUGCCGGCAGCACACCAAAGAGAUAAAUGACCGGAGGGCCCGAUUUCCUAGCCACGAGGUAGAUGCCUCUGGGGAGACUGGACACAGCCCUGACCGUCGCUAUGCCAUGGUUUUAUUUCGGAUAACCAGUGUGUUUUACAUGCUGUGGCUCCCUUACAUAAUUUACUUUCUUCUAGAAAGCUCCCGGGUCUUGGACAAUCCGACACUGUCCUUCCUAACAACCUGGCUUGCUAUAAGUAAUAGUUUUUGUAACUGUGUAAUCUAUAGCCUUUCCAACAGUGUUUUCCGGCUAGGCCUCCGAAGACUGUCCGAGACAAUGUGCACGUCCUGUAUGUGUAUGAAGGAUCAGGAAGCACGAGACCCCAAACCUCGGAAACGGGCUAAUUCCUGCUCCAUUUGAAGAGAACUAUACAGAAUUCAAAUGUAAUCUGUAGGAGUUUUGGAUUGUAUUCUUGGUUCAUCUGGAAAUUUGCCACUAGAGAAAUAUUUACUUGAAUAGUUGACUAUGAGAUGAAGGGACUAGAAGUUUCUUUUCUUUUUUUUUUUUUCCCCUCUUUUUCCAUGGUGGUGGUGGGGAACUAGAGAAAAGAAUGUAUAGAGGGUAAUCUCAUGAGAUAAUUGUAGUGUAUGAAUAUAAAUGUACAGUAAUAGCAAAAUUAAGCACAGAGGAUGAAAAAAGUAUUGAAAAAAGUAUCUCAGAUCUUCCACAGGACAUGAGCAAAGCCCCUCGGCAUCUGUCUUCUCUGGCUGAGCUCUCUCCUCU